AAAAUCAACCCACUCUGAGACAGCGACCUCCCGGUUACUCAGCGGGGCCUCGUUGUGGAUAUAAAUAGGUCUCGCGGCCGCCUACAUGAAUGUCCGUGUGCAUCGCACGAUUCAGCGCUGUUGCGACACGCCCCGCUCUCCGUGAAGCCUUGCGAAGUGUACUAUCGCUAUGCCUCAUCACGCAGUCGACGGCGGAUGUAGUCUGCUGUACUAUGAGGAUAGCGGUGCACCAGCCGGAUCAGCUGACUAUGUCACCGUCUUCCUUGUACACGGCACAAUGUUUUCAAGCGCCAUAUUCCGAAGAGUGAUCCCAUGCGCCGCACGCCACGAUCUUCGACUUGUUCUGAUCAAUUGCCGAGACUACCCAGGUUCCACGCUCUACUCAGCAUCGGAACUUAGAGCACUAUCGUCCCCUGACCCUGCUACGCAGGGUUUAGCGCUUCAAGCACGCGGCCUCGAAUUCGCGGAGUUCAUACGCAGGUUCAUCGAGAUGGAACGUAUUCCGCCCAUCACUGUAUCGCAGGGCCCCACCGGCGUCCGGAGGGGUGGAUUCUCGUUACUCGGGUGGUCGUCCGGGAAUUGCCAGACCAUCCCUCUCCUGGCAUAUGCGCACCUGGUGCCAAAUGCCACGAGAAGACUGUUCGAUGCGUACUUCCGAUCAUUCGUCAUGUACGAUAUCUCACUCCCCGCGACCGGUGAAACACCUAUAUCAGGGAUCUGGACUCCCCUGCGCGAUAGCACGCUCAGCGCUGCGGAGAAGUUCAGCCAAUUCUCCGAAUGGGUGUCGUACUACUUCACUCCCACCGGCUUCGGCGCCUCCGACGAUAUCGACACCCCCGGCAUAACGGACGCUCUCGUAGCGCGCAUCGCCUUGCACCAAGACAAGACGUCCCCUACCAACAGCGCUCAGUGGAUGCCAACUGUUCACCGGAUAGGUCCACAGAAGAUGCGCGAAGUGUGUCACGUCGAAGUGAUGGCGCGCAGCCAGAAGUACUACCAGAACAUAGCUCCGGCGGUAUAUCGAGAGAACGUCCGUCGUGCGGUGCUUCAAGGUAAGACGAGCGAAGGCAUGGUCUGGCCUGACCUCAAAGUGGCUGUUGUGUGGUGCGACAUGUCAAAUAGUGACGUGGUCAGUGCGGCGAUGAAGCUGAAGGCGCUCACGAGGAGUAACAGAGAGCAGGGCGAGGGCCGUGAUGUCGCGUUCCACAAGCUGGAGAAGGCCAAUCACUUUGCACACUGGGACGACCCCGAAAGCUUCACUUCGUUUCUUGCAAGAGUUGUCUGACAGAGUGGCAGGUCGCGAUCGUUUGCAAUAUGACAUGCGUACUAUUGUAUCACCAUUCCCAGUGGACAACAAUACACCAUGGACGGCAAUAUGAUUGCGGACGCCGUUGUGUACAGGCGUCAAGUGAGUACUAGGUCGACCAAGGGCCUUGAGCGGCGCGCUCGGAGCGCGCAUGCGCGAGUUGUCAUCUUUUGGUUAUCCUAACGCAAGUAUCAGAUGCGACAUAUCCAAAUACUUACUGGCCACGAGACCCGUCCGGCCUGCUCGCUCGUGGUAACUCACUGUCGUGACGGUAAUGGUCGGCCGCAUGAGCCAGUAUCAGAGCCACCGCCGGCGUGCAGAUGAUCUCGGUAGAGAUGAGUAGGGCUCGCGGAGUUCUGCCACCUGGCGAUCAUGCAGCGGAGCUAGCGGUGUCUACUCCGUGAUCGACGACCCUCC
Molecule: messenger RNA, 1723 nt
Organism: Rhodofomes roseus
Lineage: Eukaryota; Fungi; Basidiomycota; Agaricomycetes; Polyporales; Fomitopsidaceae
Exons: 5
Coding region: 170-1285 (371 amino acids)
Source: RefSeq, a predicted model, not a curated record